Messenger RNA from Cornus florida, 941 nucleotides. RefSeq lists its product as uncharacterized. Lineage: Eukaryota; Viridiplantae; Streptophyta; Magnoliopsida; Cornales; Cornaceae. The transcript has 3 exons. The record is from RefSeq and is a predicted model, not a curated record. Bases 96 to 677 code for a protein of 193 amino acids.
ACAAAAAACAACAAACGCCAACACACUCACUGAGUGUACCACUUUUUCACCUCCGGCAGCCCAUUUCUCUCUCUCUCUCUCUCUAGACGGAAUAGAUGGGGGAAGGAAAGGGGUCGACUUUAGUUCAUCUACUGGUGGUCAUUCUUAGCUUAGUCGCUUUCGGAUUCUCUAUUGCUGCUGAGCGCCGUAGAAGCACUGGUACUUUACAUGAGAUUGACAAUUCCAAUACCAAUGCUACAUACUGUGUUUACAGUUCAGAUGUUGCAACUGGAUAUGGGGCAGGUGCUUUCUUGUUUCUUCUCUCAAGUGAAUCGCUGGUUAUGGGUGUGACAAAGUGCAUGUGUUUUGGGAGACCAUUAGCGCCUGGAGGGAAUCGUGCUUGGACCAUUAUAUAUUUUGUAUCAUCAUGGAUGACUUUUCUCGUGGCAGAAGCAUGUCUAGUUGCUGGUGCAAAGAAGAAUGCUUACCACACCAAGUACCGGGAUGCGAUUUACGCGCACGACUUCUCUUGUGAAACAUUGCGGAAGGGUGUUUUCAUUGCAGGAGCAGUGUUCGUGGUUGCAACAAUGAUCCUCAACGUAUACUACUACAUGUACUUCACCAAGGCUACUACUACUCAGGCACCACAUAAAACAAAUCGUGCAAACUCAACUGUUGGAAUGACUGGGUAUGCAUAGAUUUUACUACGGACUAGAUAGGUUUUCACUUUUGGUGCUUGGUAUUAUUAGAUUAGCUUAUGAUGCUUGUAUGAUUGUAUGAUGCAAUAGUACAAUGAUCUACAUUUAGUUACCUAAUGACAUAUUUGGUCAAUAAUGCUAGUACGUAUUGAUAGAUAGAUCCACUGAUAGUUCAAAUCAUAAAAAGAAAUCUCUGUAUUUUUUAUUUAUUUAUUUAUUUUUUUAAGUGGCAUAAGGAUAUCAGAUGUCAAGUUUAGUGAUCAA